Messenger RNA from Botrytis porri, 312 nucleotides. RefSeq lists its product as uncharacterized. NCBI's taxonomy places the organism in Eukaryota, Fungi, Ascomycota, Leotiomycetes, Helotiales, Sclerotiniaceae. Bases 1 to 312 code for a protein of 103 amino acids. The record is from RefSeq and is a predicted model, not a curated record. The transcript is spliced from 2 exons.
AUGCGAUCAGAAAUUAAGUUCCUAGAACGGUUUCUGUCAUCUUUGAAACAGUUCGUAGCCAUUUACAAUCGCGCUGAGUUUCCACCAAAUGCAACAAUGGAAGUGGAUUAUGGGUUCAUGAAUUGCCAGAAUUUCGAGGAAACCUGCAAUCUGUUGGAGAUUUUUAAAAGACUUCUGGAAAAAGCAAAUCCGCUAGUGCUCCACCAAGCUUGGUUAACCAAUAAACUUUUUAAGUUUGCACAGACAUCUCAUCAUAUGGAUGAGAGUCAAAGGAGAUUGAUGAGGAAUCUAUAUCCUUCGCGAUGGGAGUGA